Amblyraja radiata (thorny skate) is the source of this 1044-nucleotide messenger RNA. RefSeq names its product glutathione S-transferase A-like. Bases 212 to 892 code for a protein of 226 amino acids. NCBI's taxonomy places the organism in Eukaryota, Metazoa, Chordata, Chondrichthyes, Rajiformes, Rajidae. The transcript has 6 exons. The record is from RefSeq and is a predicted model, not a curated record.
GUCAAAGAUCUUAUAGCUUAUAGGAUCUUUGGUGGACGUUAUCAGACAGCUAAGAUUUUAUUGAAUGGCAACCGGCUCGAGGAACUUCCGCCUUCUCCUGUAAUCACCGGGACGUCACGGUCUUUUCCGAUAUUGCACCACUGGGUGAGGUCAGCUGACGGCUCGGAAUGACUUUGCAAAAUUAAUCAGCGUGGGUUGCAGAGUGUUGGAGAUGGCGGAUCGGACGAUGCUGUUCUGGGGAUCGGGCUCGCCACCCUGUUGGCGCCUGAUGAUAGCGCUGAAGGAGAAGCAGGUGCUCGACAUCCCUCAGAAGCUGCUAUCCUUCGACAAACAGGAGCACAAGUCGCCCGAAGUUCUGGCACUGAACCCCCGGGGAGAACUCCCCACCUUUGUGCACAAUGGCAACAUCGUGAACGAGUCGAUGGCGGCCUGCCUGUACCUGGAGAAUCAAUUCAAGUCCCAAGGCAACCAACUGAUUCCAGAUGGCCCCGCAGAGCAGUCUCUGGUUUACCAGCGGAUGUUUGAAGUGGUAACUCUGCACCAAAAAAUGGCUGACUUCCUCUUCUACAGUUGGAGGGUUCCAGAACCUGAGCGACAUGACACAGCGCUGGCAAGGAACAAGUCUAUGCUGAGUUCAGAGUUUAAACUCUGGGAAGGAUAUCUGUGGAAGAUGGGACCAAAGUCAUACAUAGCUGGAAAAAACUUCACUAUGGCUGACAUCAUGCUGUUUCCACAUCUGGCCUUCUGCGUCCGAUUUGGACUCUCUCAGAAAAGGUACCCACAUCUGCUGGAUUACUACAACCGAGUGAAGGAACGCCCCAGCAUACAGGCCACUUGGCCCCCACACUGGAAGGAGAGCCCUCUACCCAUUGACUCCCUGAAGGAGGUCUAAGGUCCCUGUUCUCACUAGGCAUAUUCUCUGUCUCCGCCAUCAUGCAGGUUGUCAUUGAGCCUGCAGUCAGAAUUUUAUCAAGAAAUAUGCUGGCAUUUUCUAGGCAGUGGCUGAUUUUAAACCUUUGAAUAAAUUCUCUUAGAUUUAUUAAA